Aspergillus mulundensis is the source of this 489-nucleotide messenger RNA. RefSeq lists its product as uncharacterized. The record is from RefSeq and is a predicted model, not a curated record. Bases 1 to 489 code for a protein of 162 amino acids. Gene Ontology annotation, biological process: regulation of transcription by RNA polymerase II. The transcript has 2 exons. NCBI's taxonomy places the organism in Eukaryota, Fungi, Ascomycota, Eurotiomycetes, Eurotiales, Aspergillaceae. Gene Ontology annotation, molecular function: DNA-binding transcription activator activity, RNA polymerase II-specific.
AUGCUUCUCGAAGCCCACCACUGGCAGCGUGCAAUAAGACAAUACAGCACUGACCUGAACUGCCCGGUCGGUCCCGAGGACAUGGAUGCGCUAUUCUCAGCCUGUCUUCUCAUGACUGUCAACUCGUUUGCGCUAGACUCGUACAACCCAGCCCAAUCAUUCGUGUUCUCGCCAACCCCGGCUCGGUCCCUGAACUGGCUCAUGUGGUGGGAAAUGUUCAUGGACUCGAGGAACGAUCUCUUCGAUGAUAACCGAUUCGGACGAGAAGGGCUACGCCCGGACCUCGCGGAUCUCUGCGACAUAACCGAAUCAACAACAACGGAGAAUAACCCGUACCUCUGGCCACUACGGAUGCUAACGCCGUUGUUGGCGCUUGAGCCAUCUUUGACUACGUUCUCGCGAACAACGACAUUCAUGGGCCGUCUUAUGCCGGAUUACUACGAGCGUCUGAUCGCCAAGCAUCCUCCGGCGUUGGUGAUUCUUGCUUAA